AUGGCUUCAACGGAAAUCUCAACUAUUCCCCAAAUGAUCGAAUCGCUAUCGGAGCUCCACAAAAAUCUCUCCACCGCCCUCGGGAAUCACACCGCCGGGGAUCAGAUCGAGGAGGAGCAUCAGACCCCCAAAUUCGAGAAAUUAUUGAACAGCAUCGAUCACUUAAAGGAGGCGUUGGAGACGACAAGGGAGCUCGAUAAGAAGCUCAAUGACCCAAUUCAGAGCAUAAAUACCUGUCUCGAGGAGGUUAUCAACAGCGUCGAAGCAGCUCAGAGAAUUGAAGGGAAUUUUCUUGAUGCCAUAAGUAAGGAUCUGAAAACGUUGAAGUUCCGGAUCCCUUCUUACCACAAAUUUUCGGUUCCAGCCCGUUUGAUUGAUAGGGGGAGUGACACGCCAGGGCAGAGUGAAUUCAAGUUGCCAAAUUUGCAUGACGACGAGGUGUUUGAUGAAAGUCCUGCUUUUAUAGAAAUUCAGGAAAUCUAUAAUGGCUUUACUGAUGAUCUUUUUAAAAAGUGUUUUUUGUAUUUUGCUGUGUUUCCUGACAAUGUUGUGUUAAAGAAGCGGUUUCUUACACAUUGGUGGAUUGGGGAAGGCCUACUGGACUCUUUAGAUAAUGGGGAUGAAACGCCUGAAGUUCUUGCUGGUAAGAUUCUUAAGGAAUUUGCAGAGAAGGGUUUGAUUGUGCCAGUGAUAGAAAAAGAAAAGAAGGUCAAAAGGAGAUUUAGAAUUCCCCCUCUUGUGCGUUCUGCUGCAAUUAAACUGGCCAAACAAAAGGAGUUUUUAGAUUAUGAUAUUGGGGACAACCCAACUGGGAAAUCUUCCGACUGUGAUAGGAUUUUUCUAGUGAAGGGGGGAGGCUCUCACCCACCGAAAGCCCCAACGAAGGACCGGAAUUUGGAAAAAACAAUGGAAGUAAUCUUCAAUGUUAGCCAACCUUUCCCUGAUUCUGCAUUGGAGUGGUUAGCGAAGGAAGGGGAAGUAGACAUGAGAACUGCCAAAGUUGUGGAAUGGUUGCGAAGGCUGAGAAACCUAAAGGUUCUUUACUUGGGGAGAUGGCAGAGUGCAGUUGAUGAGCAGCAUAUCGAAGUUGAAAGCCUUGAGUUCUUAAAAGGUUUGAAGAAAAUGAAAAAACUAAGGCUUUUGAGCCUCCAAGGGAUAUCCUGGAUCAAUAAGCUUCCAAAGUCCAUAAGAACAUUGAGUGAUCUCAGGGUUUUGGACUUGAAAUCUUGUUUCAAUCUUGAGAAAAUUCCUCAUAGCAUAGGAUCUCUCAAAAUGCUUACACAUCUAGAUGUCUCUGGGUGCUAUAUGCUCAAUGGGAUGCCCAAGAGUAUAUCUGCACUAACUGAAUUGAGAGUCUUGAAGGGGUUUGUCACAGGAAAGUCAAAUCUUAAUGAUCUAAAAGGCUUAAAGAAGCUGAGAAAGUUAAGCAUCAACACAAGCAGACAAGAUUUUCCUAAUGAAACCGAUCUAUGUGUUCUCCAAGGACUUGGGGAGCACGGUAAGCUUCGAAAUCUGACAAUCUCAUGGGGGGCAGAAGACGUGAAGCAACAAUCUUCGAGCGAACGGAACAUUAUACGACAGGUAUCUAAGAAGUUAAGCAAACAAUUAUCCAAGACAUUGACCAAACAAAGGAGUCAGUUUGGCUAUGAGAUCGUAGAAUUGCCAAAAGAGCUAGAGAAGCUUGAGAUGGAAUGUCUUCCAAAGGAAGAGCUACCCCCAUGGCUAAAUCCUUCAAAAUUGACAAACCUGAAGAGACUCUACAUUAGAGGAGGGAAACUAGCAGGGCUCGGGAACGAGACGUGGAAUGCGGAGGUUGUUCGUCUGAAAUACAUGGCAGAUCUGAAGAUAGAUUGGAGAGAACUUCAGAAAAUUCUUCCAAAUUUGAGUUACUUCCAGAGGGUAAAAUGUCCAAGAGUUACUUUUUGUCCCUGUGAUGCGAAUGGAGUUUGGAUGAAGCCAUAA
Messenger RNA from Cucumis sativus (cucumber), 1962 nucleotides. RefSeq names its product putative disease resistance protein At1g58400. Lineage: Eukaryota; Viridiplantae; Streptophyta; Magnoliopsida; Cucurbitales; Cucurbitaceae. The record is from RefSeq and is a predicted model, not a curated record. The transcript has a single exon. The coding region runs from base 1 to 1962 and encodes 653 amino acids.